Messenger RNA from Hypoxylon fragiforme, 2723 nucleotides. RefSeq lists its product as uncharacterized. Lineage: Eukaryota; Fungi; Ascomycota; Sordariomycetes; Xylariales; Hypoxylaceae. The record is from RefSeq and is a predicted model, not a curated record. Gene Ontology annotation, cellular component: cytoplasm; protein phosphatase 4 complex; nucleus. Gene Ontology annotation, molecular function: protein phosphatase regulator activity. Gene Ontology annotation, biological process: protein dephosphorylation. The transcript is spliced from 3 exons. Bases 325 to 2058 code for a protein of 577 amino acids.
AACACAUGUAAGAUGCAUGUAAGCAGUAGAGCCCGUACCACUUCUAUGUACAUAUGUACAUAGUUAUUUAGAGUCUAAAUUUUAGACUCUAGAACACUGAGUGCUCCAUACAAUUGCUUUUUAGUGCUCAUUGCUCAGUAGUUACGGUAACUAAUAGUUACCUACCUGGCCAAAAAAAGAAAACGCGCCUGAGCGCAACUUUGAACUUUACCUAUGCUGCUUACGUCAAAAAAAAAAAGUCCAAGCGACACGCGAUCGCUUGCAUCGUCACUUUCUUGCGCCCGCCAUUUUAUCUAACCUGUUGUUCUUAGAAAAAGUACCAAUAUGAUGGAAAUCGAAGAGGAAGAUAUUCUGCGCUCCGUCGCAAAUGGCGGGCUUAUUGACUAUGCUGUUUGGCCAGUAUUAUUACCUCGAAUAGUAUCCCGCAUAGAAAAGAUAACACGCCAUGAAUUCCCUAUCCCGCGGCUAUCAUCCCCGAUGGUCCCCACUAUCCCGUCGUCUAUUCCUCCGAUAACUCGAACCGACACGGAGCCGACGGAGAGCUUUUUAUCUCCCUUGCCCUCGUCACCUAUAGAACCAGAAAGCUCAAUAUCUUCGUCUUCGCAAGACACUAACAAAGAAAAUGCACCUAUCACGUCGCAGAUGAACCUACCCCCUACCUCUACGCCGACCUCCUUUGCUGCAACAGCCCUUCCGCCUGGCACCUUACCGCCACAAAUUACUUCUAUGCUCGCCGAGAUCACGUCUACUUUGAUAUCUAUAUUCCCCAAGUACCCGCCGCAUACAUUGCAACGCUUAUCCGAGCUUGUCCUAGCACCAAAGCAGCAUUACCGGACUCUACCUCCAUAUCUGCAUGCUUUAGACAGAGUUGUGCAUGUUACUUCUGGCCUCAACACAUACCCCUUGCCUCCGGCAGUACCAGAUGUACAGGCCGCCUCGCUACUCUCCAAUGGAAUCUCAGAUGCCUUGGCUGCGCCUUCGCCUUGGGCUACGCCAGGAAGUGAUGAGGCCCUCGGCGGAGCCCUCCUAACUCCCAUUCCCUGGCUCCAACCUAACCACCAUGGAAUUGGUGGACCUUCACAAUCAUCACUUGGAACGCCGGGGCGUGGAAGCCCGAAUGGUGGUGGCAGCAGCGGUAACAGCGGAGCUCAAAAUAACGGGGCCAUCAGCGCAGGAAUGGGUAGCGACCUCGAGGGCGAAGUGCGUACCGAAAGCACCGAGACUAUUGACGGUCCUAACGGUGUGGGUAGUAUCGAGACGGUAUCGGUAUCGGUCAACGGCAUCCCCUCGAUGGGCGCACGGGGGAUAGGAGUGACACAAGGUGAACUUCUUAGGCAGGAGCAGCGUGCUGGCGUUGUCCCCGUUAGCCAGCUCGUGCCAAGCCACCAUGUACACAGCGCCAACCCGCACGCCCAAGUCCAUCGACGAGCUUCCGCGUCUGCCUCUAGCUCAGAAUCGCCCCCUACUUCGGCGGCAGCGGCUUCGGCGACACCGCCAUCUUCUUCACCCGAGUUGGAGAGGAAGUCCCACUCCCCUCCGUCCGCCGCAGAUAUUGCUGCGAGCCAUGCCAAUGCUCACGCAAACACGACAGCAGCAACACCGGUGGACGCAGAUGCCCCCGUAGGCUCGGUAACCGGUACCGACGAAGAGAUGCCGCACGCUCGUGGGCCUGAGGAGAUCGGCCCCGAGGACAUGGGCCCACAACCUAGCGGCGGUGGCCCGAGUAACACCGGCACAUCUACCGGCCCCAACGGCUAUGAGAUGCAGGGCAUCGAUGUUGAGGCGGCUGUCGGCAGGAAGGCAGCAGGGGGUCGCGGAAGCAGUAAAAGCCCUCCGAAGCCGGACGCCGAAUCCGGCGACAAGAUGGAUAUCGAGCCCGGAUCUGAACGACCCUCGGAACGCGGGUCUACCCCGAAGCGCGAAGCGGCAGACGACCUGGGGGCCGAGGGCGCAAGCAAGAAACGCAAGGAAGAUUCGGGCGCUGCGUCGACAACAGGAGCUGAGGGGAUGGACGUGGACGCGUCCGCGGAAGGCGAAGGCGAAGGAAAGGAGCAAUAGCAACCAACAAAGACCUCGAACCUUGCGGAAGACGGUUGGGUUGGGUCGGUCGAGAUGAGAUGGAAGGAGGAGUAAAGGGCGAGGAGGGUGGGUGUGGAGCCAAUUCGAGGAACAAAGAGAAGAAAUCUGAUAUGAAUCAAGAGGAUCUUCUAGCUUGCAUCGACUCCUUCCGGAGCAACGGCACGGGUGGAUUUGCGUAUACAUAUACAACCCAUUCUCAUCCCUAUCCCUUCGUAAUCACAAUGGGUCCGUGAUUCUCUGUAUUUGAUAUACACAGGCUACCAAAAAUACAAGCAGACAGGAAGGCAGGAAGGCAGACAGGCAGACAGACAGACAAAACACAUGGGAGACAAGAGAGGACAGAAAGAGGGAGUUUUUUUCUUUUCUUCUUCUACCUAUCUUGAGAAUGCGGAAGGGUUUUAUCCUUUUACUCCUUACUGUACGGUGUUGUGUUAUGUUAAUAGGAUAGUUGGUAUGAAUGACUAUGUAUGGCAUUAUGACCAAACAGUUCUCCUUUUUUCCACUUUUCCUUCUCUCUGACUUAAACUUACAUAGCUAGCUACCUACCUAGGUAGCCUAGGUAUGUGGUUGCCGGUUGGUCUAUUAGGCAAGUAGGCGUUAAACGGUCGUAUAUCACGUACGAAGAAGCAUCGUGUAUAUCUGGG